GGGCCGCGCGCCCAGCCUGAGCCCGCCCCGCCGCCGAGCGUCACCGAACCUGCUUGAAAUGCAGCCGGGGAGCCGGGGCGGGCGGCAGCGGUGGUGGUGGCGGAGGCGGCAGCGGCAACCCCGGCGCCGCGACAAGGACUUGGCGGGCUGAGGCGCGGCGGCGGCGCGGGGGUCUCGGGGCGCGGCGGCCGGAGCCCCGGGCCCGUCAUGGGCCGCCCAGAGCGGGGCGCGCUCCGGCCGCUGGCGCUGCUGCUGCUGCUGCUGCUGCUGCUUCAGUUUCAGCAUCUCUCUGCAGCGGAUCCGCUGCCCGGCGGCCAAGGGCUGGUCAAGGAAUGUGAAGAGGACCAGUUUCGGUGUCGGAACGAGCGCUGCAUUCCCUCGGUGUGGAGAUGCGAUGAGGACAACGACUGCUCGGACAACAGCGACGAGGACGACUGCCCCAAGAGGACCUGCGCAGACAGCGAUUUUACCUGUGACAAUGGCCACUGCAUCCCGGAGCGGUGGAAGUGUGACGGAGAGGAGGAGUGUCCAGAUGGAUCUGAUGAAUCGAAGGCCACCUGCUUUCAGUCGGCUGCCUGCUGCACUGGGGGCUGCAGAGCCAGGCCUCCGAGGUGGUGCAUCUGGCCGAAGGCUCUCUCAGUCACCUCGACUUCAGCCAGUGAAGAGUGCCCUGCCGAGAAGCUAAGCUGCGGACCCACCAGCCACAAGUGUGUGCCUGCCUCAUGGCGCUGUGACGGAGAGAAGGACUGUGAGGGCGGAGCGGACGAGGCCGGCUGUCCUACCCUGUGCGCCCCGCACGAGUUCCAGUGCAGCAACCGCUCCUGCCUGGCCUCUGUGUUCGUGUGCGACGGCGACGAUGACUGCGGCGAUGGCAGCGACGAGCGCGGCUGCUCAGACCCGGCCUGCCCGCCCCGCGAGUUCCGCUGUGGAGGAGGCGGCACCUGCAUCCCGGAGCGCUGGGUCUGCGACCGCCAGUUCGACUGCGAGGACCGCUCGGAUGAGGCAGCUGAGCUCUGCGGGCGAGCGGGCCAGGGGACCACGGCCACGCCAGCAGCCUGCGUCCCCACCGCCCAGUUCACCUGCCGCAGCGGCGAGUGCAUACACCUGGGCUGGCGCUGCGACGGCGACCGCGACUGCAAGGACAAGUCUGACGAGGCCGACUGCUCACCAGGACCCUGCCGCGAGAAUGAGUUCCAGUGUGGGGAUGGGACUUGCGUUCUUACAAUCAAACGGUGCGACCAGGAUCGGGACUGCCCGGAUGGGAGUGACGAAGCGGGCUGUCUGCAGGAGUCAACUUGUGAGGGUCCCCGCAGAUUUCAGUGUAAGAGUGGCGAGUGCGUGGACGGCGGGAAAGUGUGUGAUGAUCAGAGGGACUGCCGGGACUGGUCGGAUGAGCCUCAGAAAGUGUGUGGGCUGAACGAGUGUCUGCACAACAAUGGCGGCUGUUCCCACAUCUGCACUGACCUCAAGAUCGGCUUUGAGUGCACAUGUCCAGCAGGCUUCCGGCUCUUAGACCAGAAGACCUGUGGUGACAUCGAUGAAUGCCAGGACCCAGAUGCCUGCAGCCAAAUCUGUGUGAAUUACAAGGGCUACUUUAAGUGUGAAUGCCACCCUGGCUAUGAGAUGGACACGCUGACCAAGAACUGCAAAGCUGUAGCUGGCAAGAGCCCUUCCCUCAUCUUCACGAACCGACACGAGGUGCGGCGGAUAGACCUGGUGAAGCGCGACUACUCCCGCCUCAUCCCCAUGCUCAAGAAUGUCGUGGCACUGGACGUGGAAGUGGCCACCAAUCGGAUUUACUGGUGCGACCUUUCCUACCGCAAGAUCUACAGCGCCCACAUGGACAAGGCCAGUAUCCCGGACGAGCAGGUGGUUCUCAUUGGUGAGCAGCUGCACUCUCCAGAGGGCCUGGCGGUGGACUGGGUCCACAAGCACAUCUACUGGACAGACUCGGGCAAUAAGACCCUCUCCGUGGCCACGACCGAUGGCCGCCGCCGCUGCACUCUGUUCAGCCGUGAACUCAGCGAGCCCCGAGCCAUUGCUGUUGACCCCCUGCGAGGGUUCAUGUACUGGUCUGACUGGGGUUUCCAGGCGAAGAUUGAGAAGGCUGGGCUCAACGGUGCAGACCGGCAAACCCUGGUUUCAGACAAUAUUGAAUGGCCCAACGGAAUCACCCUGGACUUGCUGAGCCAGCGUCUGUACUGGGUGGACUCUAAGCUGCACCAGCUGUCCAGCAUUGACUUCAAUGGAGGCAACAGGAAGAUGCUAAUCUUCUCCACUGACUUCCUGAGUCACCCUUUCGGGGUAGCUGUGUUUGAGGACAAGGUGUUCUGGACGGAUCUGGAGAACGAGGCCAUUUUCAGUGCAAAUCGGCUCAAUGGCCUGGAAAUCUCCAUCCUGGCCGAGAACCUCAACAACCCACACGACAUCGUAAUCUUUCAUGAGCUGAAGCAGCCAAAGGCUGCAGAUGCCUGUGAACUGAGUGCCCAGCCCAACGGCGGCUGUGAAUACCUGUGCCUUCCUGCUCCUCAGAUCUCCAGCCACUCUCCCAAGUACACGUGUGCCUGUCCUGACACGAUGUGGCUGGGCCCAGACAUGAAGAGAUGCUACCGAGCACCUCAGUCUACCUCAACUACAACCUUAGCCUCUGCCGUGACAAGGACAGUACCUGCUACCAUGAGAACCCCUGGGACAACCAUCCACGACCCUACCUACCAGAACCACAGCACAGAGACGCCGAGCCAGACAGCUGCCGACCCUCACUCAGUUAAUGUCCCUAGGGCUCCCAGCACCAGCCCGUCUACCCCGAGUCCUGCAACCAGCAACCACUCCCAGCACUAUGGGAAUGAAGGCAGCCAGAUGGGUUCAACAGUCACCGCUGCUGUCAUUGGGGUCAUUGUGCCCAUAGUGGUAAUAGCCCUGCUGUGUGUGAGUGGGUACCUGAUCUGGAGAAACUGGAAGCGGAAGAACACCAAGAGCAUGAAUUUUGACAACCCAGUGUACAGGAAAACAACAGAAGAGGAAGAGGAAGAUGAACUUCACAUAGGGAGGACGGCUCAGAUUGGCCAUGUCUAUCCCGCAGCAAUCAGCAGCUAUGAUCGCCCACUGUGGGCAGAGCCCUGUCUUGGGGAGACCAGAGACCUGGAAGACCCAGCCCCUGCCCUCAAGGAGCUUUUUGUCUUGCCGGGGGAACCAAGGUCACAGCUGCACCAACUCCCGAAGAACCCUCUUUCCGAGCUGCCUGUCGUCAAGUGCAAGCGAGUGGCAUUAAGUCUUGAAGAUGACGGACUGCCCUGAGGAUGGGCCCACCCACUUCGUGCCUCAUGGACUUCAGUCCUAUGCACUACUCUCUCUGAUGGUGUGUGACUGGAUGAAUGCCAUUUCUAUAUAUGGGUCUGUGUGAGUGUGUGAGUGUGUGUGACUUUUUUUAAAUUUAUGUUGCGAGAAGGUAACCACAAAGUUAUGAUGAACUGCGAACAUCCAAAGGAUGUGAAAGUUUUUAUAUGUAUAAUGUUUUAUACACUUUUUAACUGGUUGCACUACCCGUGAAGAGUUCAUGGGACAGCCACUGCUGAGUGACUAACACGAUGCACAUAACCAAACGGGGCCAAUGGUACAAACUCUGCUCAUCGUCUCAGUACAGUAUUUACAGAGGAUGUUUGAUUUGAGAGCUUUUUUAGGUUCGAGGAGCUUGAUUUUUUUUUUUUUUGUAAAUAAAAUUAUGCUUUGUGGCUAUCCAUCAACAUAAGUAUAAAAAGAAAGAACACCAACUCCCUCCCCACUUAGAUUAUUUAUUAACAUAUUUCAAAAGUAACGUUAGCUCUAUAAAUAAUUUAGAGAAGUGAGAGUAUUUAUUUUUGGUAUGAUUGGCCCACUGCACAGACUCUGUGUUUAGGUGUGUGUGUGUCUGUGUGAGAGAAAAAAGUCUGUAGAGAAGAGGCACGCUUACGACUAUUAUUCAAAUACACAAAAACAGUUAUUUUACCGGUCCACCAGAGGGUGUCUAGUCUUCAGAGACACUUGAGAAACUGCUCAGAAAACAGAUGCCAUGGUUUAUGCAGACAUAGGGCAGGAAAGGUAGAUCGCUACUCCUGAUGCCCUGGAGAGUCGGCAAAAAGCUUUUCCGUUCCUCUUUGUCACUCACGAUGCGCACCUAGGCUUCUGAUCUGCGCACAGCCACUGGACAGCGCUACCAGCCCUCAUGAGCUCAAGACAGCAGAGUCCUUCUUUCAAAACUCAGCUCUUAGUGAGGCCUUGGGUCAGUGUGAGCGCGCUUCCUCUGAAGCUCCUAAGUCUGAGCUUUAAAGCAGCUGUUCUCCACCUCUGUGGGUCAAAAGACCCGUUCCCAGUGGUCGCCUAAGGCCAUCGGAUAACACGGAUAGUUACAUCAUGAUUCAUAACAACAGUAGCAAAGUUACAGUUAUGAAGUAGAAAGGAAAGUAAAUUUAUGGUUGGUGGUCAGGACAACAUGAGGAACUGUAUUAAAGUUUUUGAAGCAUUGGAAGGUGGAAAACCACAGCUCUAGAGCCGAGUGAAUGCAUUUCCAGGGUUCCCAAGUUUCCUGUGAGGACCGGCUCAGGCCCUGAACCUCGGAGUCAUGUGAAUGAGGACAGACUUAGGAGUAGGUUUGGUUGCCUCUAUUUCUCAUCCCCUUGCUUUCCACCAUUUUUCUUAUGUAGGGGAAACAUUUUAAAAUAAUAAACAUGUUUCUUACCACCGUAUGUUCACAUGGAUAAGACUAAGUCCAAAAAGAUGACUAUGUCCAAAUUUAUAUUUUGGGUAAAUACCAUGAGAUAUUAUAGCAUAUUGGGCAUGUGUCCACAUAAGGAUUUGUUUCACUGCUUUAUAAAUAAAAGGAAAAACUCUGGGUAUUUGUAUAGAAUUUUCUUCAUAUGUAACACCUUCGCAUUUUCUGAGCCUUGUGGGUGGGGUGGGAGAAAUGCCACUGUCUGUCUGUCUGUCUGUGGAAUCCUCUAUUGGAAACAUAAUCCCAUAGUCCCAAAAGGAAUUCAGUCCCCACUAGCUUUCUCUUCCAAAGUGUGAUCUCUCCGUGACUCUGCUGCUCUACUGUUCACUCAAGCUGAAUGACCAGGGACAAGUACAACAGGUGUUUGGCUUAAAUGGUGGCAGACUAAUGUCUAAAUUUGACAUAACUGGGAUUCGACAUUUGAGACAUAUGUCUCCGUGUUCCCACACACCGGCAUCCCCUAAACCAGUGAAGCCUGGAGCGGCUCACCUGCUUGACGCCCUUUCAACUUCCAGGCAGACCGUCUGGGGACCUGCCAUCUUGUUCCUAGGAGCUUGCCCUAUGUCACUCAUGUUUUCCUAACUUUUAAGAAAUGGCAGUGUUCCAAGCUUGGCCAUUAUGUCUGACAACUUCUUUUUGGUACACAUGUGUUGAUGGUCUUGAGCAGCUGACCCCUGACCCAUCCCAAACAGUCUCAAGAACAGGUAGCCACGUCCUCUGGAGUGCACCUAUCACUAUUCAUCCAAAAAUGGAAAGGAAAAUCAAUUUGGCCAAAGAAAAAUGUUGGAAGUGAAAUCAUCAAAAUUUACACAAGACAGGCAUGUUUUCCCCCUUUAGUCUGCCUCCAAGGAAACCGGAAUGGUGAUAGUGUAUAGUUUCUGGACUUUUAGUCAGAGCCUAGCCGUCACAACAAGGUUGAAACAUACCAUCUAGGGUUUCCAAAAGAUGAUUAAAUUCAUAUCAGAAAUACGUUUCCUGAAUGUGCUAUAGCUGCAGUCUGAAGGCAACCUACAGUAAACAGAUGGGUCACCUGCUUGACACCCUGGUCACCUCCAGGGACGGCUGGAGAGCGGAAGCACUCUGAGGGGGCAGACUGACUUCCUCCUAUCCUUGGAAACUUUUUGCGCCUCAUUCUGAGAUGUAAUUCAGAUCUUCUGUUGCCUUUUGCCUCUGUCUAUGUAUCCACAGCACUAACAGCCGGAAGAACAAACUACUUAUUGAAAUGAAGGCAAGCCCUCCCUUCUAGAAGACAACUCUGGGCAGCCUGAGCAAGGCCUCAGACCUGCUUCGUCUCCUAAAGCUAUCUGCCAGCAGAUUGAAGGCACUAACAGAAACGACCUUCCUGAAACAAACUACUACUUUGUUUACUCUUGAGAAUGUGUGUGUGUGUGUGCACAGAGAGGGACAGUGUGAGAUGGCUUCUGACGAGGAGUAAGAGUGACACGGAUUUACACUGAUGGCAGCGAAUACUGUGGAGCCCCUCAGCUAUCCUCGUGUCUUAGCAACAUACUCUAAAACUACUCAUUAGCUGCUGUGUGCCAGACUCUGCAAACAUCACAGGUCAAUUCAACAGUUUUCACCCUUUCAGAACUCACAGCAGUACAUGUGGAUACAAAAAGAAAAAUAGAAAGAAAAGUAGAUUUCUCAUAGAUUCCACUUAACUCCCAAGGCACAACAAAUGAGAUGGGCCAUUUUACCUGGAGAGGUGAAAAAAAUUAGGUCUACAUAGAAAUGGCCUGAAGCCAAGUCUUAAAAAUUAAAAAGUAGUGUUAAGACUGCUUCUGUGAGAAGAGACACUGGGCUAAGACUGAGGAGUGAAUCACCAGCAGGACUCUUAAGGAAAACAUGUAGUUCAUUACAUCUGUAAUAAAGAACUUUAGGAGGGUUGGCAAGAAACUGGUUGGAAAGACAAAUUCAACACAAGCACUUUAUAAAUGUCUGAUGUAAGUAAGCAGACAUGUCUGUGGUCGGUUCCUGCGUGUAAGGCAUCAUGGGAAACUCAGCACCUGGCAGGCAUCGUCAGCUUUCUGGAGCCCACAGGGAAAUGACUUUUAUUUGAGUCAGAGAUUUUGAUACGGUUUGUGAAAGCUAGUGGAAGGACUGGGGUUUUCCACAGAAGCGUGCUGUGCUGCCGAGCACCUGUGAGGUGCUGUCACCUGGGAACAGGAUAAAGAUACAGACUCUGGAGAGGGGACCCCAAUCACACUACAGUCGGGUGCUAUUGGGUGGAGGAGAAAACAAUUCUAAUCCCACCACACUCCUGUCCUGCCACACUCCCACCAUUUCACCCAACAUCAGUAAGUCAGCAGUUUCAAAUGUCAUUUCCUUCCCCAUAAAUGCAUGAAGAUAAGGAGUCAGUCUCCAUACACUAUAUUUUUAGGGUAUUUGGGAGUUUCCUGGAUGUGAAGAAUUUAGAAGGUGGAGAAAAUUGUGGCUUCAAUUUUUUUCAGUUAAAUAAAAGCUUCAUUCAGGCCGGGCACCAUGUGCACAGUCUUAAGAAUCAGCAGGAACUGCAUUUGCAAACACGUGUUGUAAAAAAUUAAUUUAAAAAAAACUACCUGUAUAAAUAUAAAUAUAUAUAUAUUUAAAGACAAGGUUUUGAUACUUUUUUUAAAAAAAUAUAAAAACUACUAGAGAAGACUGUACAAACCACAGGCUUUUAAAAUAGCAUUUUGUUCUCUACAAGCUGUUAAUGUGAGGGGAAAGGUACUGGUUUGCAAACUCACACUAUCCAAAUGGAUUUUCUUGUUUGUCACCCUCCAAAUUACCGUAUUUGGUGUAAUAGUAGGGCAUGUAAAUUAUUGGCACAUUAACCAUUUCUGCUCUUGUCAUGUCAUUCUGGGUUCUGUCAGCUCCUGUCCUCAGCAAUCUAGCUUCUUCCAGAGGUCGAGGGGCUGCAGGAAGAGUGCUCCAUUUCACUAGCUGUACUGACAUCAUCCAAAUGUGGACAUUUGUAAAAUCAGUACACUAUUUCUAGAGAGAUUAAAUUCAUUUUUUAAAAUC
This is a messenger RNA of Apodemus sylvaticus (European woodmouse), 7750 nucleotides long. It is a transcript of the gene Lrp8, whose product is annotated as LDL receptor related protein 8. The transcript has 21 exons. The coding region runs from base 208 to 3297 and encodes 1029 amino acids. NCBI's taxonomy places the organism in Eukaryota, Metazoa, Chordata, Mammalia, Rodentia, Muridae. The record is from RefSeq and is a predicted model, not a curated record. Gene Ontology annotation, molecular function: calcium ion binding; protein binding.